GCAGCAUAAACUCCACCUCCGGUUGUCGGCGGGAAGUUCAGAUGUUGUACCCGUUCAGCUACAAUGUAGCAGAUAUUCCGGUGCUCCGACCAACUCAUUCAACACAAAAACCACCUUUUAUGAAGUGUAACAGGACAUCUCUGCAGACAUGUCCGAUAACUCUGAGGAGAAGAGCACUCCUGCUGCCAAAAAGUGCUUCGGACAGUGUACCUACACUGCUGAGGAGUACCAGGCGGUGCACAGUGCUCUGCGGCAGCGGCUAGGACCAGAGUACAUCAGUACCAGAGUGGCCGGAGGAGGACAGAGGGUGUGCUACAUUGAAGGGCAUCGUGUAAUCGGCCUGGCCAACGAGAUGUUUGGAUACAACGGAUGGUCUCACUCCAUCUCGCAGCAGAACGUCGACUUUGUAGACCUCAUCAACGGGAAGUUUUAUGUCGGAGUCAGUGCGUUUGUCAAAGUCCAGCUGAAGGACGGAUCGUUUCAUGAGGAUGUAGGAUAUGGAGUCAGUGAGGGACUGAAGUCUAAAGCUUUGUCACUGGAAAAAGCGAGAAAAGAAGCUGUCACUGACGGCAUGAAGAGAGCACUGAAAUGCUUCGGUAAUGCUCUUGGAAACUGCAUCCUGGAUAAAGAAUACCUCCUAGCAAUUAACAAGAUCCCCAAACAGCCUCCUCCUCCUCUAGACCCGGCUCGGACUAAACGCUCCGAGGGUGAGCCCUUAGUGGAGAAGGCCCGUUUCUCUAGUCUGGUCCGAGAGGAAAAGCUUGCGUCUGCGGUGGGUCCCGCCAGGAUGCCACUGGAGCCGCGAGUCCUCAACCAGAACCAGAACCAGAACCAGGAGCAGAGUUGUUCAGAGGUUCACACUCCUAAUGUUGGCUCUGCAACCGACAGGAGUGAGAACGUCUGCUCCAGACCUGCGAUGGACUCGGUGGACGUUGUUGGGUCUGAGACACACUCGGACCCCAAACAGCUGAGAAAACUCCGACAGCAGCAGCUACAACAGAAGUUCAGGAGAGAGAUGGAGGCCAAGAAGCUGCAACAGAAACAGGAUCAAACGAAGACCGAGGAUGCAGAGAUCGCUAUUGGACAAGGAUCCAGUGGAGGUCAUGAUGGUGUACCUGCGUUCAGUGACAGCGCCGCGGCUGCACACAGGAAGCCCUGCAGCAGGGACGAGCAUUUAGCAGAUGAUCCGGAGCUCUGGGAUUUCACCCUGGAUGGGAUUGAGGAGUUGGAUGUCCCCGCAGACGGAACGCCCUCUAGAGGGCUCAGACCCAGCACACCCGGGAAUCAUCAGAUGCAGACGCGCAGUAAGACCCCACAAAGAGCCCCCGGUAGACCUCCAGAUGAGGCCUCGUGGCACAGCAGAGGACAGGACCAGACUCAGCACAGACCUCAACAACAGAACCACAAUCAGGCGAAACCUGGUGAAACCUUCAGUCCAUACAGACAAGGACAGCUCAUGAAGAAACGCAGACUGGACACUUGAACUUUUACAUCCUCAACACUUUAUAGAAUCCAGCCACAUGGUUUAACUCUGUUUUAUAUUUAUUUCAGUGUAAAUAAAUUCAUUAGUUCAUGUUGUGUGUUUCUGCACAA
This is a messenger RNA of Thunnus maccoyii (southern bluefin tuna), 1593 nucleotides long. RefSeq names its product RAD52 homolog, DNA repair protein (gene rad52). Gene Ontology annotation, biological process: mitotic recombination; double-strand break repair via homologous recombination; double-strand break repair via single-strand annealing. The record is from RefSeq and is a predicted model, not a curated record. The transcript is spliced from 12 exons. Lineage: Eukaryota; Metazoa; Chordata; Actinopteri; Scombriformes; Scombridae. Gene Ontology annotation, cellular component: nucleus. Bases 149 to 1483 code for a protein of 444 amino acids.